GAGCCGCACGCAGUCGCUGUAGCCGAGGACUGCCUCCAAAUUUGCGCUGGGGAAGACAGUGAAUAAAGGAAGAGAGGGAAGGAGUGAUGUCACCUGGGUGUUUCUUCCUCGCGUGGACUGUUUGUUGCCAAAACUGACAUUUUGCAUUUGUUUUUUUGUCAGCUUGCACCUUGAUCCGCGGGAGUGUCGCAGCCUCGUGUUUCCUCUCUUUCCCCUCCGCUUUCAUUGACACCAAGUGUACGCUGACAGCCUCGCUCGCUGCUCCCACAUGUCGCAUCUUUUGUUGACUUUGAGAAGCGCUAAAGUGAAAUAGAGCGCGCGACACUUGGCACGGGUGACAGCGCCUUCAAACGGAGGAGGGGAGAGAGCCAUAAGCGGAGAGUGGAGAGAAAGAGAGCGAGAGAGAGCGAGAAAGAGAGCGAGCGUGAGCGAGAGAGCGACGGCGUGAAGGUGCGUUUUGAUGUUCGGCAUCCACGAGAGCAUCCACAGGAGUGGGAGUAGUAUGAAAGAAGAGCCCAUGGUGGCCGGCAUGAACGCGGUUCGGACAUGGAUGCAAGGUGCCGGAGUGCUGGACGCCAACACAGCCGCCCAGAGCGGAGUGGGUCUGGCCCGGGCACACUUCGAAAAGCAGCCCCCUUCCAACCUGCGCAAAUCCAACUUCUUCCACUUUGUACUGGCUCUCUACGACCGACAGGGUCAGCCCGUGGAGAUCGAGAGAACCACUUUCAUUGAUUUUGUGGAGAAGGAAAAGGAAACGACGGGAGAAAAGACCAACAAUGGGAUCCAUUAUAGACUUCAGCUCCUCUACAGUAACGGAAUCAGGACAGAACAGGACUUAUACGUGCGAUUAAUUGACUCCAUGACCAAACAGGCGAUUAUUUAUGAAGGCCAGGAUAAAAAUCCAGAGAUGUGUCGGGUUCUGCUGACCCACGAGAUCAUGUGCAGUCGAUGCUGCGAUAAGAAGAGUUGCGGAAACCGGAACGAGACCCCAUCAGACCCGGUCAUCAUCGACAGGUUCUUCCUCAAGUUCUUCCUCAAGUGUAACCAGAACUGUCUGAAGAAUGCUGGCAACCCACGAGACAUGCGCCGUUUUCAGGUGGUGGUGUCCACUACGGUGAGCGUGGAGGGUCACGUGCUGGCAGUGUCAGACAACAUGUUUGUGCACAAUAACUCCAAACACGGGCGCAGAGCUCGAAGACUGGACCCGUCGGAAGGCACGCAGUCCUACCUGGAACACGCAACCCCCAGCAUCAAAGCCAUUAGCCCCAGUGAAGGCUGGACCACAGGGGGCGCUACAGUUAUCAUCAUCGGCGACAACUUUUUUGACGGCCUGCAGGUCAUUUUUGGCACCAUGUUGGUUUGGAGCGAGCUGAUUACCCCACAUGCCAUCCGAGUGCAGACUCCACCCAGACACAUCCCGGGGGUGGUAGAGGUCACGCUGUCCUACAAAUCCAAGCAAUUCUGCAAAGGCACACCUGGACGCUUCAUCUACACAGCACUGAACGAGCCGACUAUAGACUACGGCUUCCAGAGGUUACAGAAGGUCAUCCCCAGACACCCUGGAGACCAGGAGAGAUUACCCAAGGAGGUAAUCUUAAAGCGAGCGGCAGACCUGGUGGAAGCCUUGUACGGGAUGCCUCACAACAACCAGGAAAUGAUCCUGAAACGAGCAGCAGACAUCGCAGAGGCCCUCUAUACGACAGUGCCACGAGGGCACAACCAGCUUGCCGGUCUUGGCAGCGGAUCUGUCCACGCGGGCAUGAUGGCCGUAAACUCCUUCACCGGCUCAGAAGUGGCUCAAACGGCCAAUCAGGGUUUCAGUAGGACUACAAGCAGUGUGUCCCCUCAUGGUUAUGUUCCCAGCUCCACUCCCCAGCAGGGUAGCUACAGCUCUGUCUCCACUAGCAUGAAUGGCUACGCUAACUCUGGCAUGGCAACCUUGGGCACCUCGCCCAACUUCCUCAAUGGAUCCGCGGGCAACUCACCGUAUGCUAUCGUCCCGUCCAGCCCCACCAUGGCGUCGUCGACCAGCCUGCCUUCCAACUGCAGCAGCUCUUCCGGCAUCUUCUCCUUCUCCCCUGCUAACAUGGUGUCGGCCGCCGUCAAGCAGAAGAGCGCCUUUGCCCCCGUUGUACGACCCCAAAACUCGCCACCCCCCACAUGCACCAGCGCCACCGCUAACAGCCUGCAAGAUCAGUCUUUUGUGGACUCUAGCAAGUACUCAUCAGCCAGCUCCCUGCAGGGCCUGGCCUUCUCCUGAACAGCGAUUCCGGGGAUGAUUGUUCCACCCAUGUAGAGGAUCUGGAAACGAAGAAUGUUGAAAGGAACAAGAUGCGAAUGCGUGUUGGACUCGGAGCUGAAGUGACGAUAAGAACUCUGUUCAAAACUCAGGCCUUUCCACUCCACUGGGAUUGAGAAGACGGAACCAUUUUUGCCAUGUCAUUUCCCUUUUGGUUGAAUUAGUGUAGCUUGGGAAUUCAUAUUCAUGAGAUGUGUUUUUCUUUAUUUGCCAACUGUAAUGUGCACAAAAAGCAGUGAAGUGUUAAGCUUGCUUGCUAAAAACACACACAAAUAAAACAAAAUUAAAAAGAGCAUAACACCUAGCCUAUUCUAUUUAUGCUGUUUGAAUUCUACUAAAACUGUGACCACGAAGCUUGUCACAGGAGUUUUAAAAACACAAUGUGAUUAUUUAGCCAAAAAGGGUUUGUAAAAACUUGAAAAGUUCGAUGACGUGUGUGUGUCCAGCCAGCACUGUACUGAAGGAGUCAAGCAAAUGUUACAUUAGAAUAAAUGUUUGAUAUAUUUUUGUAUAUAAAAAAAAGUGCAUUUUGGGGUUUUUAUUUCAUUUGGCUUUUUUUUUUUUUUUUUUGCAAUAGCUCUAGUUUGAAAACCGUCUUAAGGCAGCUUCUCCGUACAGAAGAUUUAGAGAUACAACAAGGAUUUGGAUACAAAAAAAGGGGUUUGUGUAAAAUAUCCUAUAAAUACUGUAUUUAUCCCUUGUAUUUGUACAUCACCUUUGUUUAGUUGUGUUGUGAACAUACUUCACCGUGUUUCGUUCCAUGAUUCACUGUCGUCUCUCACUAUUUAAAUGUGACUUCUUUUGGUUUUGUAUGGGACUCACCAACACGCCAUUGUCUAUUUUUGUAUAAGUUAAUAAAACGUGUCUGUUGUUUUUGUUUGUUUCCUUACGAAAAUGUUUAUUGUAUGGCAAAAAGUAGCAUCUUAUUCAGAGUAUUUGGUUGAAGUAGUUUUUUUAAAGACUAUAUACACACAUUAAUAUAUACUGUAAAGAUAUAUCUUUUUGUUUUUUCCAGAUUGAUACUGUUAAUAUGCAUGGGCUCUUCUCUUGAGUGGCACCGUCUUUGUGUGUGCGUGUGUGCGCCUGCGUGUGUGUGUGCGCGUGUGGGUGUGCGUGUGUGUGUGCACACGUUCUUCUUUCUUUCCCCAUGUUAUUUAUUCCCGCUUACAUAUUGUAUCUCAACACUCUUGCUUUCUGUCACUGUAAUCUUUACCAGCAGUCUAGAUGCCUUAACAAUGCAAUCCCAUUCUUCAUUCAAUCAUGUGUACAGUUUUCUAGCCUCGCCACAAUUGUCUCUUUGCCACAGAGGAAUUCAUGGGAACUUGGGGGACAAAGCACAAACGCCACAACACAAAGAGCCAUAAUUCAAAAACGUUUGAAAAUACAACAGCAAUGACUUGCUAUGAGAAAUUCUUUGACCUUAUUGAGUUGUUUAAUUGUAAGUAGCACAGUGAAGCGCUGCCACAGCACAAUCUCAUCAGAGUCCAGACCCAAGUAACCAAUCCCCUGUGUCAUUCACACCACGUCCACUCGACAACGUGGCUUCGUUACAAGCCAAACAGGAGCUCAUUUUUGUCGUCCUUUUUUUACAAUUAUUUUGUGUGCCCGCGUGUGUGUGCGUUCACGCUGUCGCUGGACAGACAGACUGACAGAGAAUGGGGCUUUUCUUUAGGCUUCUCUGGUUUUGUUGUAGAGUAUUUGAAGAGAGAGGCGCCCGCUGACAGACGAGUGUUUUCAGGCACUUGUGUUGUUGUUCUCUGUGAGGGGCCGCGCCAUAUCUGUUUCCCAAACACACCACAGAGGUCUAUUGUCGUACACAAAUGAAUGGCUUUUUUGGAAACUUAGCUCCUUCCCCAUUAUGAUUAUUGGUAAAGUUUUGUACAAGGAAAAUGACAGAUCCAAACCAAAUAGCCAGUGUCUAUUUUUUUCCUUCUGUGUGUGUGUGUGUGUGUAUUUUUUUUUUGUCUUGGACUGCAAAUACACUCAAAAGCUCUAAGAGAAGAAAAAAAUUCUACUGUAUAGGUUGUUAUUGUUUUUGAUGAGCUGUAAGAUAACUUUUGGACUCUCACAAUGUUGAAUUAAAGUUACCUCUUGUCUGUGA
Messenger RNA from Syngnathus acus (greater pipefish), 4400 nucleotides. RefSeq names its product EBF transcription factor 1a (gene ebf1a). The record is from RefSeq and is a predicted model, not a curated record. The coding region runs from base 461 to 2260 and encodes 599 amino acids. Gene Ontology annotation, biological process: regulation of transcription by RNA polymerase II. Gene Ontology annotation, molecular function: RNA polymerase II cis-regulatory region sequence-specific DNA binding; DNA-binding transcription factor activity, RNA polymerase II-specific. The transcript has 17 exons. Lineage: Eukaryota; Metazoa; Chordata; Actinopteri; Syngnathiformes; Syngnathidae.